Messenger RNA from Exaiptasia diaphana, 4550 nucleotides. RefSeq names its product ceramide synthase 1. Gene Ontology annotation, molecular function: sphingosine N-acyltransferase activity. Gene Ontology annotation, biological process: ceramide biosynthetic process. The record is from RefSeq and is a predicted model, not a curated record. Gene Ontology annotation, cellular component: membrane. Lineage: Eukaryota; Metazoa; Cnidaria; Anthozoa; Actiniaria; Aiptasiidae. Bases 8 to 1141 code for a protein of 377 amino acids. The transcript is spliced from 7 exons.
AGAAAAGAUGGCUUCCAAUUAUGUUGAAAUCUUUACUCGUAUUUGGGAGACUUUUUGUGCACAGUGGAAGCAUAGGGGACCAACAGAAACAUACCUGCAAGACUUCGUAGACGACUUGCACGAGAAUGGGGUUAUUAGAGUCGAGGACAUUCUAACUACUAUCGCACUGGGAGUUGCAUUUACCCUCGCAAGAUAUGUAGCGACAGCUUUCAUCUUUAAGCCACUUGCUUUAUAUUUCAAAUUUAUACCAAAAGAUGUCACAAAGUUUCCUGAGAGUGCAUGGAAGGUGUUCUACUAUUUCAGCUGUUACAUGUAUUGCUGUUACAUUCUCUACUGUGGAAAAUAUUCUUUUAUUGAAGAUCCUGACAGUGUUUGGACAGAGAUGAAAAUUGCAGGMCUUGCCUCAAAAGUAGAAAUUCCAUCAGAUAUCUACAUCUUGUACGUUAUACAAACUGGAUUCUACUUGCAUUCUAUCUAUGCAACUUUCUUUAUGGAUAAAUGGAGAAAGGACUCCAUUGUCAUGAUAUUGCAUCAUGUAUUAACAAUAUGCUUGCUUGCUUUCUCUUUCGCUAUAAGAUACCACAACAUUGGUGUUAUAGUUCUUUAUUUACAUGAUAUAGCUGAUGUCUUUUUAGAGUUUACCAAAAUUUGUGUAUGUUUUAAAUCUCGGUCUGAAGAUUGUAGAAUUGCUGAUCGUCUUGUAAAUUUUGGAUUCUUGAUGUUUGCUUUUGUAUGGGCAAAAUGCAGACUGUACCAGUACCCUUAUAGAGUCUUAUAUGUGACUGGCCACACGUCAAUGAAAAUUGUUCCUGAGGGAAAAUUCUAUCUCUUUUUUAAUUUCAUGUUGUGGGCGUUGUUUGUAAUGAAUAUUUAUUGGUUCCACUUUAUUAUCUUGUUAAUUUGGAGAGUUAUAAAAGGAGAAAGUCGAGAGGUUGAAGAUGUCAGAGAGUUAAGUAAGGAAGAGACAAAGAAUAAUUUCCACAAAAAGGAAAAUGGUAUGAAGAAUGGCAAAACAAAUGGGCAUGAAUCCUAUAUCAUAAAGUCCAAAGAUCAAGCAAUCAGGGAGGAGAAAAAUGGUAUCAUUGAUAAAGCAAAGCACUUUCCACACCAGAGAAGGAAGAAGAACUUACAGGGUAACUAGUAGACUUUGGACUUGAAACAACUUAUAUGGUGUACAGUUGAAUGCAAACAAUAUACCUAAAUUAAUAGUGGUAAUAAGACAAUACGGAACAAAGGAGUUUAGCUGUCUGCAAUAUAUUUCUUGGGUAUGUUGUUUGCACUCUAAUAGGAAUAGUAUAACAAAUUGAAACAAAAUAAUAUCAAUCAGUCAAUAGAAAUGAAAAAUCACUUAAUUACAUUACUGAAUGUCUUUUUUAAUAAUAGUACAUAUGAAAAUACACUCUGACAUUGUAUCAAACAAAAAAAUCAGAUUKUCAAGAGAUUUUUACCAGUUGCACUGGCAUAGUUUUGUUCACUAUAAGUACUGUGAAUGCUGACAUUCACCACCUCAAUUCAAAAUUCAGUAUUCAGUAGUGCAUCAGUCAGUYACUCAGUGACUGGAGCCAAGUAACAUGACAGGGAGGAAUUUUUGAAACAUUCUUUAAUACAACAUCAAUCCACAGGGAGGUGGGGUAAUGAAAGUCUUAAUGCAAGGAAAAUACCCCCCAGGGCAAGUUGUGCAAAGGGUAGUUAGGUAGUUACGUAUAUAUUCCAUAUAUUUUGYAUGACUUUCCGUUUUAAUCCUGUGGAUAGCGCUAUCUGCUCAUUGUACAACCGGCUCCUUGGUUUGACGGUAAUGAGUGCCGUAAUCUAACAUGACCAAUGCAUUAAUGAAUUGCUAGUUAACUUGCUCAAUGAGCACAACUAAUAAUUAUACUUCAUAAGGGAGUCUUUUGUUAUUGCUAUCAAGUGCAUCCAUGAUUUCAUUCAGAAGUAGGACCGCUAUUUCAAUUUUUMCUUUCAUUGAAAUGCACCAUUCCAGUCAAUUGGAGAAAUUCUGCUUGCUAAGGUAGUUGUUAUUUCAAAUUUAAACCCUUAGCUUGUCAUAAAAAUGCAGAUUAUGCUUGAACAACCUCUAACAAACAUAAGUUCAAUGUAUUUGAAUGAUUUGCGAUCUCUUUUAGCGACAAAUAGAGAGAAAAUCAAAUAACAUAUCAAUGUCAUUGUCGAUAUCGAUGAUGGAAAAAUGAUGAUGUAAAUGAUUUCCAUUAAUUUUACAGAAUUUUGGACACUUACAUCAUAUUUACAUCAAAUUUACAACCUGUAAUUUUUCCAGUGUUAGCGGUGUCAGAAUUUUUGCAAACGACUAUGCCACAACGAUACAUCAUUACAUUGCUAACUAGGUUGUUGAGCAAGGUGUGAAAAAAAAAAAAACAAUUCUUGCAAGGUGUGGAAAGUAGUACAAAACGUUUUCUUUUUUAUUGUUUGGGAUAAAAGCAAUCAAAGCUAAUCGUCGAUCUAGUAUCAUAAAUCCUUACAAAUUCAAGGCAUUAUAAAUGCAUAUGGUCAUCAUUAAUUUGUGGUAAUUUUGUCAUCAAUGUWUAAAAGCAAUAAAGAUAUACAAAGAAAAUUACUGUAUUUUUCCAAAAAGUAGUCUAACAGUGUAAACAAGUACAAAGUUUUACUUUCUAUUGUUACCAUUGGAUUGACCAGGUCCAGUUCACUGUAGAAUGAGCAGGGUUUGGUUYCAAGUAAUUAAUAGCUAUAUCAAGUAAACUUGCCAGAGCAUAACGGCGAUUACACGACCGAACGUUAUUCAGUAUUUUUUGUUCUGAAAAACACUUAAGAACCAAACAAAUCACCGUCAUUAUUGAUUCCAUCUCAUGGGUGAAUACUGCCGUCAAUCCAUACUCACUUUACUUUCUGUCGUGGAUUCGCUCUUCGCUGUGACAACCUUCUUUGAAAUAGAUAAAUAUGUUAUCACAUGUAUCAUACAAAUGGUAGUAACUUUAUUAUUGCUUGAUGUCUGGAAAUCAUUGGACUUUACCUUUUUUCCCCGCGGGGUUGAGUCGGGCAAUGAUAAAUGGUUAUUUUGUAAGCUUUAUGCAUCCAAGGGCCUGAUAUAUAAAGCGGUCUGGCAAGAUAAACUGGCUGGUUUUUCUUGUUUUCUUACUCCUAAAGGCAUGUUUACAUUACAAUUUUCAAUUUUUGCAACAAUUCUAUCGCACGUUAAAACAGUUUGCAAAUACACGAUGAUUUCAAAGUGAUAAUUGUAGCGAUUUACACUAAAAUUUCGAGUUUUUUUCGAAUUUGCUACGAUAAACAGGUCUGCGAACUGUUGCCGUGAAUUUUCGGACUGUUUCCAAACUCCAUUUUGCGAUGAAAUUGCAUUACAAAAUCGAUGCUCAUGUAACGCGAAAAAAAAAAUUCUGGGCAUAAUAGACCCAAUUUAGCCAGCCCACUUCAUAUAAUCAGGCUCUAAGUCCUUGCUUUAUUGUUACGUUUACAUGUAAAAAGACGCAGUGCAAACGUUGAGUGAAUCAUAAGUGUUAAAGUAAGUAAUAUCAAGAUGCGUGUAUMGUCAGACCAUUGCCAUCAAUCAGYUUAUUGUCAUUUUUGUUGUUGUGUGGCAAUAGUUUUUACUCCCGAAACUGCACAGACUAUGAAAUAGGUAAUAGUACAUGUAUGUCUUAGAGCGAGGGCAUUUAACCAACAAAAGAAAAUUUAACUUUGACAGGUUACAUGUUCUAAGUCUACUGUAGAUAAAUAUCAUUGAAAAGUUGUUUUCAUUUGACUGCRCAAUGGAAAUAACUAUUUAGUUGAUAUUUCUUUGUAAAGAACAAAAGAAACAAUAGAUUCAAAGUGUGAUACCAUCCAAUAGUCUCUCUAAUCAUCCACAAUCAAACCAAUAAGCGCGAAUCGUUAUCUUAUUUUGUAUAGUUUAGUAAAUAUUAUUCGAUAAUGCAUGUUUCUUUGAACGUAUACAUCUUGAUUAUAAAUCAUAUCAUUCAUUUAACGAUUCGUUAAGAUAAUUAUUUAAUGUCAAUCAGAAAAAAAUUGUUUUAUAUAGUAUAUAUUUGAUCUUGAACAUAUUUUAAAUGCAAUAAUCACAAUCUCCUCAGUUAAUGGCCCCGAUUUGUCUUUACUUAUAAUAAGUACUUUCUUAGGGGUAUCAAGGAUGAAAACAGUAGAGCAGAGUCACAUGAACCAUGAAAUAARAACUAMAAASUAMUAACUAAUARGSACUAUUAGUUCCUAAUAGUCGUUAGCACUGAACCAGAACAGUUKAUUUGAUCCAAUAAGCAAUACCCAAGAGACCACUUUAACAAUCAAAGUAAUCUCUUUGUACUGUUCUGGUUCAGUGAUAGUGUCUAAAUAGUGCCUAUUAGUAACUAAGUAUUUAGUUUCUAUUUCAUGGUUCAAGUGACUCUGCUCUACCUCUUUUAAGUGUUCAAGCUAACCCUAGAGGGUACCCACUUAAUACAGUUACUACUGUACUAUAAACCUAAAGCAAGAGGAAAUCAGAAUAUCUUAUCGAAAAUAAUCAGUAAUUUUAAUUAAUCAGAAAACAUAUUAUAAUUUGACAUCAAUAAAUCAUUUAACAAGCAUCA